CUGCUGGAAUUUCUGGUUUAGUUAAUUGAGAGCUUCCGUGACGGUCGGAUGUUAUCGGUACCACGGGCUAGAUGUUGCGUUGAAUCAGUUCGGGAGUGAUUCCAAGUUACUUGGAUUUUGAUAGCCAAGUAGACGCGUUCUUAGCAUUUUGGAGAAAUGAUGGUUGCUGUUCCUGGUGUUAGAUUGGUAUCUGUUGUAUUUGAGUUGCUUUUUGUUUUGGAAUUUGUGACUUCCUUGAAUAUUCCAACUUGUUGUCCUAAGGGUCAUGUUCUAGUCGAUAGUACAGGUGUGAAUGCGAGACUUUAUCGUUGGCGCCUGUUCAAAUGUGUACCUCGGCCAGGUGAUCCUAUUGAACUGUAUGGGUUCCACAUCCGAAAUGACAACACAAAUAACAUCCCCAAGUGCGAGGACGUGGUAGCGGUGAAGAUCCAUGGUCCCAUACCCUUAGGUCGAAAUAGUUGUCUGGGUCUUCUUGAUGGUGAAUACUACGCCCUAACGUGCCCAGUUCAUCCUACAGAAUUGAUAUCGGAAGUGAAUUCAGUGAGGAAGUGUUGUCCGGUAGGGUCAGCAUACAGUUUCAAGGAGAUGAAAUGCAGCAAACUUCCUUCAAAGUCCAGGGGGUUGACCAAUUUCGCGCAACUAUUCGACGAACCUACCAUAGUGCAUAGUGGAAGUCUGGAAUGUCUCAGUACCAGUGUUGUGGUCGACUAUCGGUCCAGUGAUUUCAAUGUGAGUUUUCAGAAUGGUGAUCUCAUUGUCGGACAAAGUGCUUUUGAUACGAAUUCAUUUUGUUUGGAAUCAAUAUUGAAUGAUAAAAAAAGUGACGCAGGUGAUCCCAUGAUUGCUGGUUCGACAGGGUUUAGUCCGCUUGGAACAGGUGCUUCAGAUUUGCUGAGUGAGGGGUACUUGAUAAGAACCUGCCACACGGCUGCUGUUUGUGAUCGGAUUGCCUGUGUGAGACGAUGUUGCAGAUUUGACGAGAGGCUGGUCCGACGUAAUGGAACAACUAUGUGUAUCGCGGAUCCAAAAGAUUUACAUAUCGACUUCUAUGAUAUCGAGCAUGUGCAAGAUGGAGAUGGGAACUUUACAACUGUUGUACCGAAAGUUUUUGGCGUUUUACAGAUGCAAAAAUGCCCGAAGUAUCCCCUCCGGCCAGAAUACAGUGAUAGUGACAUUUACUAUUUCCACUUCAGAGAUGGGUCCUUGUAUUUACCAGCGGAAAAACUAUUUUAUAAAAACAACGACUAUUGUGUUCAAAAUGCUCUCUCGGAUUUUGGAAAUCAGGUUGAAGCAUUUCUUUGUUUCGACAGUUCCGAGAAGGGUCUGGUGAAAUUUCGAGUAUACUCUAUAGGACUCAUGAUUUCCAGUGUAUUUCUGGGGAUGACUAUCCUGGUCUACCUAUGUGUACCAAAACUACUAAAUAUUCCGGGAAAGAAUUUGAUUUGCCAUGCUUUGAGCAUGAUGUGUGCUUAUAUUGGAUUGUUUUUGAUACAACACUCAAAUUUACAAUUCACAAUUUGCUAUCCAUUGGCAUUUUUCAUCUACUUCAGUUUUAUGGCAACAUUUGCUUGGUUAAAUAUUAUGUGCUUCGAUAUCUGGUGGACUUUUGGGUCAUCGCAAGGUACUCGAGGUUUGGAUAGCUUCCGCGAUAGUCAUCGUUUCCUACUAUAUUCUGUGUAUGCCUGGGGAGUUCCAUCAAUAUUCACUACAAUUACUUUAUGCAUUGAUUAUUUCAAGUUGGUGAGUGACUAUUUUCACCCCAACAUUGGAGAAGGACGAUGUUGGUUUUCACAAACCAGUAGUCCACCCCAUCUCCUCUUCUUCCUAACACCAAUCGGUAUUCUAAUCCUAACAAACUCCGUUCUCUUCGUCCUGACACUACGACACUGCAAUCGAGUGAAACGUGAAAUCUUCCGAAUGCAGAGUUCAUCCAGUGAAAAGAAAUCCUUGAAGAAACGUUUCAUCUCGGAUAAAGCACGAUUUAUGAUGAACACCAAAUUAUUUAUUGUGAUGGGAGUAUCUUGGCUUCUCGAAAUCAUCAGCACCGCCUUCUAUACUCCUGACCAUGUGGCAAUUUGGUAUGUUUCGGAUUUCUUCAAUGUCCUGCAGGGGGUUUUCGUGUUCUUCAUAUUCGUUUUCAAAAGACGAGUUUGGGCUGCAAUCAUGGAAAGACUGGGAGUAGGAAAAAGGAACAUUUUCCAUCCUGGAUUCGGCACAACAGUUACUACGCCAACCACAAUGGUUACAAGUAUGAAUGAUCUCCGGAAAAUGAGAUCAAGUGAUGGUUUUCCCUUGACUCCAGUACGAAAAUCGAAUUCAAGACCUGAAUUUAAUCUUUAGUGAUUAGUUUUAAGAAACGAAAGUAUCUUAUUGUGAAUCUUACCUCUAUCUUUGUACGUAUACGUAUAUGAUGUACAAGUUUUUUCGUUAUCUAACUGUUAACUUAUCUAAUUAUAUAUAUGUAUACAAGCACUGUCUGAUGUGAAAGCUUUUUUGUAUAAUUUUAUUUAAGAAAGUUUAGGAUUAGUUCACGAUACGGCUGGAAUUUAAAUAUAUACAUGAGAA
Molecule: messenger RNA, 2565 nt
Organism: Hermetia illucens (black soldier fly)
Lineage: Eukaryota; Metazoa; Arthropoda; Insecta; Diptera; Stratiomyidae
Gene: mthl15
Product: G-protein coupled receptor Mth2
Exons: 7
Coding region: 157-2340 (727 amino acids)
Biological process (GO): cell surface receptor signaling pathway; G protein-coupled receptor signaling pathway
Cellular component (GO): membrane
Molecular function (GO): G protein-coupled receptor activity
Source: RefSeq, a predicted model, not a curated record